UCGAGAGACCCCAUUGCUCCGGCUCGGGGGCCUGUUGACUUGUGUGGUCCAGACGCCGCGAAGCGCAGCGAUUCUCCUCGCCGACCCGCCUGACGCUUUACGACGCCGGCCGGCGCAACCCCCGGCGGGCGGGCUGCUCCCGAUGGGACCACCCGCGCGGCCGCGCCCGACGGCCAGUUUCACCCUCCUCUUCCUCCUCCUGCUGGUGCCUCUAUUCUCCUCGUCUAUCGCUUCAGCUGGACAACCAAAAGGAGUAUGUGUUUCACCUGGUGGACGGUUCCCUGCCUUCACAUCUGAAGGCAGACCUCCUGGAAGAGCAACGAAGGGGCGCAGAGAUCUAGCACUGUGUAGGAUAUUCCGUCAGAAUACAUGUUGUGACGUGACACAGACAUUUCCUGCCCUGGUCUCAAUCAGAAACCUUGCAUUAGCUGGUGAAGGCAGUCAAGAAUGCCUUCAUUUGUGGGAAUUGCUUGAGUGCUCAAUAUGUGAUCCACGAGUGGGUGUCAGGCCUGGACCUCCUGUUUUAUGUGCAUCAUUCUGCGACAUGGUCUUCAAAGCUUGUUCAGAGUCAUACUUCUCUAUCGAUGUGAAAACACAGGCCUUGUCUCCUUGUGGUUUAGGUGACAUCCUCUGUGGCAAAUUGCAUAAAUGGGUCUCUAACGGCACAGAAUUAUGUAGUCUUGCUGGUUUCUCUGUGCAAGUUUCUGAGACCAGCUCUAGUGGAGUUGAUGACACUUUCUGCUACGGUGGGAAAGCAAGUUUGGAUUCUAUCUCUGAUUCAUGGACAUCUUCGAAAGACCGUCCAACAUUAAGUGGCAUGGCCAAUUGGGAUCUUCAAGAUUUCCAGAGAUGGGCAAGAGAAAUGCCUGUCGGUGAAAGAGUUUCAUGGGCAAUUGGAGGAAUGGUUCUUACAGCAGGCCUUAUUUUCAUCAGCAAAAGGAAGAGCUACAGCCAUCGCCAGAAGCAAGCUGCUAUUGCUCGCACUAUGAGGUUGAGGAAGCUGGAUUCAAGAGCUAACUCACAGAAACUGAGGCAAAGCUAGGAAGGCAUAGGCAACUCUAGCAUUACUUGUCGGGAUUCUUGGAUUUGUGCUUCUACCUCUUUGUGGAUUAGUAUUCUAAUCAAUCAACUAUGAACAAUAGAUUGUAGGUCAUGUCCUUUCUGGUGCUUAGUUACACGGAGUCACCAGUUUGUCAUCCUUUUUUUUUGGGAACACAGUGAGUUCUUUUGGGAAAGCAGGAUUUCUGGGCUGGCUUGAGCUCA
Messenger RNA from Phragmites australis (common reed), 1263 nucleotides. Its product is annotated as folate-binding protein 1-like. Bases 143 to 1042 code for a protein of 299 amino acids. The transcript has 4 exons. NCBI's taxonomy places the organism in Eukaryota, Viridiplantae, Streptophyta, Magnoliopsida, Poales, Poaceae. The record is from RefSeq and is a predicted model, not a curated record.